This is a messenger RNA of Knipowitschia caucasica, 681 nucleotides long. Lineage: Eukaryota; Metazoa; Chordata; Actinopteri; Gobiiformes; Gobiidae. The record is from the annotation of a GenBank genome assembly.
AUGGAGGGGUUUGUGGUCUCAGCGGAACACGAUCCAGGCCGGCCGAUUGUGGUUUGGGUGAGAAGAGGUAGACCGCAGGAUUAUCGACAGGCAUCAGACACAGAAUCUAGUGUUUCUGGAUCGCAGUGGGUUGGUUCCGCAGAUCUGCUGUGGUCUCUGCCCCAGGUGGUGCAGCAGCAGGAGGUGGUGCAGCAGGUGGUGCAGCAGCAGGUGGCGCAGCAGGUGGUGCAGCAGCAGGUGGCGCAGCAGCAGGUGGUGCAGCAGCAGGUGGUGCAGCAGCAGGAGGUGGUGCAGCAGGAGGUGGUGCAGCAGCAGGUGGUGCAGCAGGUGGUGCAGCAGCAGGAGGUGGUGCAGCAGGUGGUGAAGCAGCAGGUGGUGCAGCAGCAGGAGGUGGUGCAGCAGGUGGUGCAGCAGCAGGGGGUGCAGCAGCAGGAGGUGGUGCAGCAGGUGGCGCAGCAGCAGGAGGUGGUGCAGCAGGUGGUGCAGCAGCAGGAGGUGGUGCAGCAGGUGGCGCAGCAGCAGGAGGUGGUGCAGCAGGUGGUGCAGCAGCAGGAGGUGGUGCAGCAGCAGGAGGUGGUGCAGCAGCAGGUGGUGCAGCAGCAGGAGGUGGUGCAGCAGGUGGUGCAGCAGCAGGUGGUGCAGCAGCAGGAGGUGGUGCAGCAGGUGGUGCAGUCGCUAUGA